GGGACGGACUGUGUUGAUGAGGACAGAGUCCAGUGGUUGCAUUGUAAAAAUGUCUUCAGGACCCAAUGGCGCCAGGCGCAUAGCGUCUGUGCUGAGGCCUUCAAUAGUCGACUCCCGAGUCUGCAGAAGCUGUCAAGAGACACUCGUUCGCCGCAAUUAUGCCUCCACUGCUGCGCCUAGUUCAGCUUCAGAAACCGUUUCAACUCCUGCCUCUACAUUUCCCGUCGUCAGACCUACGCACAUCAUCCAGGCCGGCGUGGCCCUAUCCCGUCCUCCGCAAAUCACUCGCGAUCUCACACCGUUCGAAAAGGCGUACUUCUUCUACCAGAAACGGCUGAACGAGCGACUGGCGCUCCCAUUUACAAAAUACUUCUAUUUCAAGCGGGGUACUCCGGCUGAUGAGGACUGGAAGCGUAAGAUUCGGGAGCGUCAAACGCCUGCACGCGACAUCGGCAAGUAUAACGCGUACUCGAAGGAAGCAUGGAACGACGAAUUGCUCGUCGGGGCUGUUGAGUCCGAACCAGAGCAUCAGAUUGAGAUGCUUGUGCGGGACGCAGAGGCUACUGUCAAUGCCACUUCUCAAGAUACCAGCAAGAAGGAGGAGAUUCCCAGACCGUUCCCCCGAGUGACGGAGGCGGACCAGAAGAACGACCAGAGGAGCCUGAACCGGGCUCUGCAGAGAACCCUCUAUCUUCUUGUCCAGACCAAGGAGGGAUUCUGGAAACUCCCCAGUUCGCCGGUCGAGACCGGGGAGUCCCUUCGCGUGGCCGCCGAACGUACCCUGGAACAAUCCGCUGGUGUGAACAUGAACACCUGGAUGGUGGGCUAUCACCCUGUUGGCCACCAUGUCUACAACUUCCGACACCCCAAGACCGACCCUGCAACUGGCCAACAAUGGUUCGGCGAGAAGACAUUCUUCAUGAAGGGUCGUAUCAUGGCUGGACAGGCUGACCUGUCCACCAACGUGCAGGACCUUCAGGACUUCAAGUGGCUCGCUAAGGAUGAGAUUGCCAAAUUCGUGCUUCCCCAGUACUACAGCAACAUCAAGAACAUGCUGGCUGAGCGGUAAAUGCCUGGGUUCGAAGGACAGACAAUCUGUCUAUCGCAUUUAUGAUACUCUUUAUCGUUGGCUUGACGGGGGCAAGAUUUGUAUCGAUAGAGCUGUUGCGCGGAGUAUUUCCCUUGGGUUCGAGUGUUGACCGUUUCCACUUACAGGUCACUGAAUUGCAUAUACUGCUGUAGUAUGAAAUGUAUAACUAGCUUUCUGAUUUCUCAUUAUUCCAGCUUCAUUAUCCGA
Aspergillus novofumigatus IBT 16806 is the source of this 1297-nucleotide messenger RNA. RefSeq names its product mitochondrial 54S ribosomal protein mL46. Gene Ontology annotation, cellular component: mitochondrial large ribosomal subunit. The transcript is spliced from 3 exons. Gene Ontology annotation, molecular function: structural constituent of ribosome. NCBI's taxonomy places the organism in Eukaryota, Fungi, Ascomycota, Eurotiomycetes, Eurotiales, Aspergillaceae. The record is from RefSeq and is a predicted model, not a curated record. The coding region runs from base 50 to 1069 and encodes 339 amino acids.